GCUCAACCGGGAUCCAAUGUCUCGACCUCACACAUCAACGCACUUGCUUCCCACAGUGAACCCCCUAGUAGACGCCACAGCGAGGAUCAUGCUUCUCUUCAAACUCACUCCACCUCGUCUGCCGUCGACUGGCCGACCGGGGAAGCGCUUAACAGUGAGCAGUGCAGGGAGGCAUAGAACGAGCCACAUGAUCUUAGCAUUCGUCGCUAGCCCUUCCUACCCCAGAUGGUGA
Mesocestoides corti is the source of this 232-nucleotide messenger RNA. NCBI's taxonomy places the organism in Eukaryota, Metazoa, Platyhelminthes, Cestoda, Cyclophyllidea, Mesocestoididae. The record is from the annotation of a GenBank genome assembly.